This is a messenger RNA of Entrophospora sp. SA101, 327 nucleotides long. The record is from the annotation of a GenBank genome assembly. Lineage: Eukaryota; Fungi; Glomeromycota; Glomeromycetes; Entrophosporales; Entrophosporaceae.
AUGUUUUCUAGCUGCUUAUGUUUAUUGGCUUGGAAGUAUCAUAAUGACGAUGAUGAUAAAGGUAAUGACAAUUCAAAAGGGAAUGGUGUCAUUGUUGAUGAUGAUGGAUACUCGCCUUUACCUCAAGGAAAUAGCCAAACUAGUAUCGAUAAUACCGACAUUAACUCUAAUGCCGAUGAUAUUAUUGUUGAAGAAGAUAUUAAUGUUCCUACUAAAGAAUUGAAGGGUUGGAAAAUACUUUUAUUUUUGGUUUCCAACAAUGUUGUAUCAGAAGCAUUUUUAGAAAUAUUUUGCACAAGUAUUUACCGCAUCUCAGUUUGUUAUUGA